Messenger RNA from Peronospora belbahrii, 627 nucleotides. NCBI's taxonomy places the organism in Eukaryota, Oomycota, Peronosporomycetes, Peronosporales, Peronosporaceae. The record is from the annotation of a GenBank genome assembly.
AUGGCGUCUCUAGUCAAAGGCUUUGCCAGUGACAUCACUGGUUCGUCCGACGUCUGCAAAAUCGUUACAGACUUUGCCAAAUGCCGGGCGUCCGAAUACCUCCUGCCAAGUGAGACGAUCGCUUUCUCAAUGAUUUCAGUGAAGAACGAGUUCACGUUCACGAAUAUGGCGCUGAUUACGGUUCAAGGCGAGAAUGCCACCACUACUCGCAAGCUUAUCGAACGCUACGAGUAUAAGGACAAUGCCGUUGAUCAUGUCAAAUUUGAGAGUGCUGGUCACGUCGAUCGCGACUGUGAGAUCAAGUUCCAUAUCGGCAGCAAGAGCCUGUCAAUUGACAUUGCGAAAGGAGAUCAGACGGCUGCUCAAGGCAUUUACAAGGUAUUGGAGCUGCUAAGUCGCGCUCAAGCUGCAAACGAACGGUUAUGGGAGAUCAGCACUCUGGGCAUCAAGCACACGUCUGAAGCUUUGUACCUGACUGAAAAGAGCGGUCAGACGCUCACGAAACAGUCGGACGAGGCCACGGCAUGGCUGUAUGAAGCUUACAAACGCAGCCACCCACAUUGCUACCGUGAUGUGAUCGAGUCGGCAUUUUCGGACCUUCGCCCCAUGGACAAGAUGCGGCAGUAG